Molecule: messenger RNA, 1134 nt
Organism: Ziziphus jujuba (common jujube)
Lineage: Eukaryota; Viridiplantae; Streptophyta; Magnoliopsida; Rosales; Rhamnaceae
Exons: 10
Coding region: 235-867 (210 amino acids)
Biological process (GO): maturation of LSU-rRNA from tricistronic rRNA transcript (SSU-rRNA, 5.8S rRNA, LSU-rRNA)
Cellular component (GO): nucleolus
Molecular function (GO): RNA binding
Source: RefSeq, a predicted model, not a curated record
UUGAAUAUUAUCGGUAAGGAUUUAGCCACGCGCCAGAUUCUGCCUAAAUCCCUAAGAAAAACCCUGCCGCCAUAGCAUACUUCCUCCUGGCCUUCACUCGGCGGCAAACUCUCCCCUCCCCAGGCCCAUCUAUAUCUCUCUUCUCUGCCGGACGUCUAGUCGUCUCUCUCCCAAUCCUUCAUCAUCCUCUUCCAUUCACCGGCGGCUCACACUGCUGGUAAGAUUGGUAGCUACAUGGGGGCCAAGGCAAAGAAAUCCUUGAAGAAGAAAUUGAUUAAAGCUUCAAUUUCCAGUCGCAAGAAAGAAGAUGCUGUUUUCACGCCAUUAGUGGGUGGUCCAGAGCGUGAACUUCCUGAAGGAAAGCCAACAGAAGACACUGCAAAAGUUGUAUAUAUUGGUCGAAUACCACAUGGGUUCUAUGAGAAGGAAAUGGAAGGUUUCUUUGGACAAUUUGGUGCAAUCAAGAGAGUUAGAGUUGCCCGGAAUAAAAGGACAGGAAAUUCGAAGCAUUAUGGUUUCAUCGAGUUUGUGGAUCCUGGGGUGGCAAAAAUUGUAGCUGAUACUAUGCAUAAUUAUUUGUUGUUUGAACACAUUCUGCAAGUCCAUGUUAUACCCCCAGAGAAUGUCCAUCCAAAACUAUGGAAGGGUUUUAAUUACCGAUACAAGCCAUUGGAUUGGGUACAAAUUGAACGAAAGCGGAAUAACAAGGAAAGAACAUUGGAAGAGCACAAGAAGUUGGUGGAGCAAAUUAUUAAGCGAGAUGAGAAACGUCGAAAGAGGAUAGAGGCGGCUGGUAUUGAUUAUGAGUGCCCAGAAAUUGUUGGUAGCACCCAACCUGCCCCAAAGAAGAUAAAGUUUGAUGAUUGACUAGGAUUCUGAUGUCAUCGCGUCUUUGCUAGGUCUGUGUGGAAGGAGAAAAGAGCGAAAUAUAUAUAUAUAUAUAUAUAUAUUUUUUUUUUUUUUUCCGGAGAGAAGGCUUUUUGGAUACUCCCAGUGCUAAUGUUUGUAGUUUGCGUUAGGACCUUUAUCUUGUACUUGCUUGGUUAACAGGCUUCAUAAAAAUUUUCAAUGGACUGGAUGUAGAAAAUGCUAUUAUUAAAAAGAGGAAAGCCAUCAUGGUCUUUAAAUUUUCAA